Molecule: messenger RNA, 399 nt
Organism: Verticillium dahliae VdLs.17
Lineage: Eukaryota; Fungi; Ascomycota; Sordariomycetes; Glomerellales; Plectosphaerellaceae
Product: profilin
Exons: 3
Coding region: 1-399 (132 amino acids)
Cellular component (GO): cell cortex
Molecular function (GO): actin monomer binding
Source: RefSeq, a predicted model, not a curated record
AUGGGCAGCUCACCAACCCGACCGAUGGAGGGCCUGGUUGGCACCGGCCACAUUGACAAGGCUGCCAUCGUCAGCAUCGCUGGCGACAGCGUCUGGGCCACUUCCGCCGGCUUCACCGUCUCCCCCACGGAGAUGAAGGCCAUCGCCGACGUCGUCACCGCCAAGCCCGGUGCCGCCGACAAGGCCUUUGGCGACGGCCUCUACGUCGCCGGCGAGCGCUACGUCAUGGCUCGCGCCGAGGACGGCACCAUCUACGCGCGCAAGGGCAGGGAGGGCAUCGCCAUUGCCAAGACGAACCAGGCCAUCCUCAUCGGCCACCACGGCGAGGCCGCCGUCGCUGGCAACGCGAGCGCGGCGGUGCAGAAGCUGGCCGACUACCUUAUCGGCCUCAGCUACUAA